CAUGAUGCGUCAAUGCAAAUAAAAAUGCAUAGAUCAAAAAGCUACGGCAACCAUUGUGCCAAGCGAACAUCAAUGUCAAAUUCGUAGUCACUGUUGCAGAAAUUAUGCGGCAAAUUUUUGCAAUACACUUGAUAAUAGAAGUGUUAUAGGGUGGCAAUAGGAGGUAGGCGGAUGGCGCGAGUGGUCGUCGUCGCCUACCUUCUGGCGACCGCGCUACUGGCCAGGGUAUAUGGAGCGAGGUACGGCAGCGACUACUCACUGCACAUGCCCGCCUACGGGGACGAUGAACAGCCGUCGAUAGAUCGUGACGAGUACCGCGCGCAUUCACCCGACUACAAGUAUGAGGAGGACUUUAAGGGCAAAACUGAACAAUCUGCAGGUGGACAAAUAAAUGAAGCAGAGUCUUGGCGAAGGUCGAUCAGGAAACAAAGAAGGAAAGUCGAUGACGACUUUAUACUAAAUGAUGAAGAAAAAUUCGAGCCCGAUGAUGAUAUCCACAAAGCUAAAUCCGUAAUCCGAUUCACAAAACAUCGCCCUCGAUACAAAAGUCACAAAUUCGAUGAAAACGAUGACAGUCCUAGGUUUUUAAAGAGACGUGUUCGAGACAGAAGCAAUAUUGUGCCCGAGUUGUCAGACGAGAGAGAAAUUCGUGACGACAAAGACAAUUUUUUGGAUGAAAGCAAGAGUUUGGUCAAUAAAAAUAAACAAUUUACGUACCGGACUAAAAGCGUGAGAGCUCGCCGGCGGCCGAGGGAUAGGUUGGAGAGGCACAGACCAAGCGAUGACGACGAAAUUGAAAUGAGAGAGAUGGGUAAAGAGCGCAAUUUGGACAUAUGGCCGCAAUUGGAUCAAGAUCAGGAAAUCGCUGAACAGCGAAGACUCGACUUUGAGGGCGUUACACGCCCGCGCCUUUUAGCUCCUAUACGCCCUCUUGAACCACCGUCUGGCGAUGAGGAGCCAGCUUUGGUCCGCUCGUUUCAAGGCAAAAAUCAAGAAAGAAGCCAGUAUAAUGACAACUAUAGCGACUACUACGAUAUGAAGAGAGCCAUGAACGUCAAAAAUAAAUUGCCUUCCAUGCGGCGAACACAAGUGCGGCAGCAUCUGGUUCCUGGACCCUUGGCGCGAGCCUCCACCCAGUUGCUGGCCAACCGGCGUAUGCUACAGCCUUCUACUACCAGACCAUCUCGAGAGCCUACCACUAUCACGAGAACAGAAGCUGCCAGUACUACAGUAUAUAUCCUGCCUUCAACUAGCACGACGACCUUCGCGCCUACAGUUCAUGUCAAAAAAGACAUGAAUAAUAACACAAAAGAGUUGUCGCUUGCGGAGAAGUCUCGUUUGUCGAUCUUGAAAAAAGUUCAGAGAAAGGAGAGCGGUCGCAGCGAGUUGUCCACGAAGAAGCCGCCGGUGUUGCUUCAGGUGACGAAGAGGCUGCCGACGGUUGUGAUGGUUGAACCACCGUCCAGUCAGCAGCCUUGGAUGCGGGCUGUGGAGAUUCCGGAGGACUCGCCGCAGCGCCUGCAGAAGGUCAGGCAAUUGAUGCGCCAGAAACUGCUGGCGGAUGCACGCAAUAUCCGCGACCUUACCGACAAUUGGGACGAUGUGGUUUGCGACUACGUGGAUAUGUCACUUCUGGAUAACAAGGCGUGUAAAUUAUCUUCUCAAAUUAGGAGUGUUGCUCUGAUGCUGCUGUUUCUGCUCUUAUUAGUCCGAUAGUGCUUUCGGAAUGCAAUAUAUAAGUAUUUUUUUUAUAAAGUCAGUGUUUGUAUUUAUUGACUUCGUAUUCCAUGUAAUUGUAAGUUGUCA
This is a messenger RNA of Chilo suppressalis (striped riceborer), 1806 nucleotides long. NCBI's taxonomy places the organism in Eukaryota, Metazoa, Arthropoda, Insecta, Lepidoptera, Crambidae. The record is from the annotation of a GenBank genome assembly.